AUGUCUGAAAAAAAGACUUUAGACGUAUCUUCAAUCAACUCAAUUGAUCCAUCAAAUGACAAUUCUGCUAAUUCCACUAAUUCUGAGAACUUACAUGAAUAUCAUGGGUUCGAUCAAACUGCUGAAGAAGAAAUUAGAGAAUUAGCAAGAACUUUAACUAUUCAAAGUGUUAACAAUGCCUCAGUUCACGAAUCAAUCAAUGAACUGGAAAAUCAAUCAAUUUUUACUCCAGAAAUGGAAGGUAUCAACCCAGUGUUUACUAAUCCAGCUAAUCCAGGUUACAACCCCAAAUUAGAUCCCGUCUCUGAAGAUUUCUCUUCCAAGGCUUGGGUCCAAAAUAUGGCAAACAUCUCUCUAGCAGAUCCAGAUUUUUACAAGCCAUAUUCUCUUGGUUGUGUUUGGAAAAACUUGAGUGCAUCCGGUGAAUCAUCUGAUGUCGCAUACCAAUCAACUUUCUUGAACAUGCCAUACAAAAUAUUAAGUACAGGUUACAGAAAAUUAAAGUCUUCCAAGACCGAGGACAGAUUCGAAAUCUUGAAGCCAAUGGAUGGUUGUUUAAAUCCAGGUGAAUUAUUAGUCGUCUUGGGUAGACCAGGGUCCGGUUGUACCACUUUAUUGAAAUCCAUCUCUUCAAACACACAUGGUUUCAAGAUCAGUGAUGAAUCGACUAUCUCAUACAGUGGGUUGACACCAAAGGAAGUAAAGAGACAUUACCGUGGUGAAGUCGUUUAUAACGCAGAAGCUGAUAUCCAUUUACCACAUUUAACUGUUUUCCAAACUCUAUACACAGUCGCCAGAUUAAAGACUCCAACUAACCGUAUUAAAGGUGUUGACAGAGACACUUUUGCAAGACAUAUGACUGAAGUCGCUAUGGCUACAUAUGGGUUAUCACACACAAGAAAUACUAAAGUCGGUAACGAUUUAGUUAGAGGUGUUUCCGGUGGUGAAAGAAAGCGUGUUUCCAUCGCUGAAGUUUCCAUUUGUGGGUCCAAGUUCCAAUGUUGGGAUAAUGCCACUAGAGGUUUAGAUUCUGCAACCGCUUUAGAAUUUAUUCGUGCUUUGAAAACUCAAGCUACCAUCUCCAACUCCGCUGCCACUGUGGCUAUCUACCAAUGUUCUCAAGAUGCUUAUGAUCUAUUUGAUAAGGUUUGUGUCUUGGACGGUGGUUAUCAAUUAUACUAUGGUCCUGGUAACAAGGCUAAAAAAUAUUUCCAAGAUAUGGGGUAUCUAUGUCCAGAAAGACAAACCACUGCUGAUUUCUUAACAUCCGUGACCAGUCCAGCUGAAAGAGUCAUCAACCCAGAAUUUAUCAAGAAGGGUAUUAAGGUUCCACAAACUCCAAAGGAUAUGGGUGAUUAUUGGUUAAAUUCUCAAAAUUACAAGGAAUUAAUGACUGAAAUUGAUCGUAAACUAAGUGAAAACGUCGAAGAAAGUCGUGAAACCAUCAGAGGAGCUCAUGUUGCUAAACAAUCAAAGAGAGCAAGACCAUCAUCUCCUUACACUGUCAGUUAUGGGUUACAAGUUAAAUAUCUUCUAGAAAGAAAUUUCUGGAGAAUACGAAAUAAUGCAUCCAUUAGUUUGUUUAUGAUCUUCGGUAAUAGUUCCAUGGCUUUCAUUUUAGGUUCCAUGUUUUACAAAGUUAUGAGGAAAGGUGAUACCUCAACAUUUUAUUUCCGUGGUGCAGCUAUGUUCUUCGCCAUUUUGUUUAACGCAUUCUCAUGUCUAUUAGAAAUUUUCUCCCUAUAUGAAGCAAGACCAAUUACUGAAAAGCAUAGAACAUAUUCUCUUUAUCAUCCAAGUGCAGAUGCAUUCGCAUCCAUUAUCUCCGAAAUUCCAACCAAAUUUUGUAUCGCUGUUUGUUUCAACAUUAUCUUCUAUUUCCUUGUGAACUUCAGAAUGAAUGGUGGUGUUUUCUUCUUUUAUCUAUUAAUGAAUGUCGUCGGUGUCUUCUGUAUGUCCCAUAUGUUUAGAUGUGUCGGUUCUUUAACUAAAUCACUAUCAGAAGCUAUGGUGCCUGCAUCAAUGUUGUUACUAGCCCUAUCCAUGUAUACUGGUUUUGCAAUCCCAAAAAAGAAGAUGUUACGUUGGUCAAGAUGGAUCUGGUACAUUAAUCCAUUAUCUUACUUAUUUGAGUCUCUAAUGAUUAAUGAAUUCCAUGAUGUUAAAUACCCAUGUGCACAAUAUAUUCCAUUUGGUCCUGCUUAUGCUAACAUCUCUGGUACUGAAAGAGUUUGUUCCGCUGUGGGUGCUGUCCCAGGUCAAGCUUACAUUUUAGGUGACGAUUAUAUUAAGGAAAGUUAUGGUUACAAGCAUAGUGAGAAAUGGCGUUCCCUUGGUAUUGGUUUGGCUUAUGCUAUCUUCUUCUUAGGUGUUUACUUGUUCCUUUGUGAAUAUAAUGAAGGUGCGAAGCAAGCUGGUGAAAUUUUAGUCUUCCCACGUAGUGUUAUUAAACGUUUAAAGAAAGAAGGUAAAUUGAGAGAAAAGAAUACUGCCGAAGAUAUCGAAAUGGCUGCUGAUACUAGUGUCACUGAUAAACAAUUACUCUCUUCCGAUGAAAUGGCUGAAGAAAGUGGUGCCAAUAUUGGGUUAAGUAAAUCUGAAGCCAUCUUCCAUUGGAGAAACUUAUGUUAUGAUGUUCAAAUUAAGGAUGAAACAAGACGUAUCUUAAACAAUGUCGAUGGUUGGGUUAAGCCUGGUACUUUGACUGCCUUAAUGGGUGCCUCUGGUGCUGGUAAGACUACUUUAUUAGAUUGUUUAGCUGAAAGAGUUACUAUGGGUGUUAUUACAGGUGAUGUUUUGGUUAAUGGUCGCCCUCGUGAUCAAUCUUUCCCAAGAUCUAUUGGUUACUGUCAACAACAAGAUUUACAUUUGAAGACUUCCACUGUUAGAGAGUCUUUGAGAUUUUCUGCUUACUUGCGUCAACCAGCUGAUGUUUCCAUUGAGGAAAAGAACCAAUACGUGGAAGAUGUUAUUAAGAUUUUAGAAAUGGAAGCGUAUGCUGAUGCUGUUGUCGGUGUUGCCGGUGAAGGUUUGAAUGUUGAACAAAGAAAGAGAUUAACUAUUGGUGUUGAAUUGACUGCCAAACCAAAAUUAUUGGUUUUCCUUGAUGAACCAACCUCUGGUUUAGAUUCCCAAACUGCUUGGUCUAUUUGUCAAUUGAUGAAAAAAUUGGCUGAUCAUGGUCAAGCUAUUUUGUGUACUAUCCAUCAACCCUCUGCUAUUUUGAUGCAAGAAUUUGACCGUCUAUUGUUUAUGCAACGUGGUGGUAGAACUGUUUAUUUCGGUGAUUUAGGUAAAGGUUGUCAAACUAUGAUUGAUUAUUUUGAAAGAAAUGGUUCUCACCCUUGUCCUGCUGAUGCCAAUCCUGCUGAAUGGAUGUUGGAAGUUGUCGGUGCUGCCCCAGGUUCUCAUGCCAACCAAGAUUACCAUGAAGUUUGGAGAAACUCUGCUGAAUACAAGGCUGUCCAAGAAGAAUUAGAUUGGAUGGCUCAAGAACUUCCAAAGAAACAAGUUGAAGAAUCUGCUGCUGAUCAAAGAGAAUUUGCCACUUCUGUUCCAUAUCAAGCCAAGAUUGUCAGUAUUCGUCUUUUUGAACAAUACUGGAGAUCUCCAGAAUAUUUAUGGUCCAAGUUUAUCUUGACUAUUUUCAAUCAAUUGUUUAUCGGUUUCACUUUCUUCAAGGCUGACACAUCUUUACAAGGUCUACAAAACCAAAUGUUGUCCAUCUUCAUGUUUGUCUGUAUUUUCAAUCCAAUUUUGCAACAAUAUUUACCAUCUUUCGUUCAACAAAGAGAUUUGUAUGAAGCUAGAGAACGUCCAUCAAGAACAUUUUCCUGGAAGGCAUUUAUCUUCUCCCAAAUUGUUGUUGAAGUUCCAUGGAAUUUAUUAGCUGGUACUUUAGCUUUCUUCAUUUACUACUAUCCAAUUGGUUUCUACGCUAAUGCUUCUGCUGCUGGUCAAUUACAUGAAAGAGGUGCUCUUUUCUGGUUAUUCUCCUGUGCUUUCUACGUUUAUGUUGGUUCCAUGGGUUUAGCUGCUAUUUCUUUCAAUCAAUUAGCCGAAAAUGCUGCCAAUUUAGCCUCUUUGUUGUUUACUAUGUCUUUAUCUUUCUGUGGUGUUAUGACUACUCCAGGUGCUAUGCCAAGAUUCUGGAUUUUCAUGUACAGAGUAUCUCCAUUAACUUAUUUCAUUGAUGCUACUUUAGCUGUUGGUGUUGCCAACGUUGAUGUUCACUGUUCUGAUUAUGAAUUACUAAGAUUUACUCCAGCUUCAGGUAUGACUUGUGGUGAAUAUAUGACACCAUACAUGGAAAUGAUGGGUACUGGUUAUUUGAAAGACUCUUCCGCUACUGAUCAAUGUGAAUUCUGUACCGUCUCUCACACUAAUGAAUAUUUGUCCCAAGUUAAUUCGUCCUAUUCUAGGAGGUGGAGAAACUAUGGUAUUUUCAUCUGUUACAUUGCCAUUAAUUACAUCUUUGCUGUUCUCUUCUAUUACAUGGCUAGAGUUCCAAAGAAUAAGGGUAAGAGUAGCAGUAAGGGCUUUUUAUCCAAGUUCAAGAAAUAA
Molecule: messenger RNA, 4563 nt
Organism: Naumovozyma castellii
Lineage: Eukaryota; Fungi; Ascomycota; Saccharomycetes; Saccharomycetales; Saccharomycetaceae
Gene: PDR5
Product: ATP-binding cassette multidrug transporter PDR5
Exons: 1
Coding region: 1-4563 (1520 amino acids)
Source: RefSeq, a predicted model, not a curated record